AUGAACCCUCAGCCAGAGCUGGGCUGGGGGGGAGAGAGCAGGGCUGGCUAUGCGGGGAUCUGCCCUGGGGAGCAGAGACUCCGGCAUUUGCAGCAGAGGCCGCGCAACAUCCGCUGUGCUGGGGAAGAUCGCUGCGUGCCGGGAAGGGAGCUCCCAAUUGCAGGGCCCCACCCGCCGCAUAUCCCCUCCCCGCCCGGCCAGCCCCAUCCUUUCCCCGCUCCCUCUCGUUAUCCCGCGGCUGGGCCCAGGCCCCUUUACACCCCCAGCCAACCUCCCAGCGCCGCUUUCUCCCCAGGUUAUAACUCAUCCUGCUGCAGUCCCUACCCACCCAGCUCUCCUGACCCCGACUUUCCUGGGGGGGGGCUGCCCCUCUCCUCCUCCGCCUACCCAGCUUGCCUUAUUGGACCCCGCUCCGGGGGUCGGGGAGUGGAUCGGUACCACGCCUGUAGCCAGGACCCCCCCAGCUGUAACUCUCUGGUGGUGCCAGAAGAUAGAGGGGACCUCUCUCAGGAUGUUUACGGUGACACGAAAACUUUUGAGUGGAUGAGAGUCAAAAGGAACCUUCCCAGAACAGUGAAAUCAGGAGACUGUGGCUUUGCUGGGGAGACAAACGCAGUCUCUCCCAGGACAAACUUCAGCACCAAGCAGCUGACCGAACUGGAGAAAGAAUUCCACUUCAACAAGUACCUGACCCGGGCCAGGCGGGUUGAGAUUGCCUGUGCCUUGCAGCUCAACGAAACCCAGGUAAAGAUCUGGUUCCAGAACCGCAGGAUGAAGCAGAAGAAGAGGGAGAGGGCGAGUUUCCCUGAGGGAUCAGCUGGCUGGAAUGGACCGGAGUCCUCCUCUGACAAAUCAGACAUCACCUCCCCAGCUACCUCUCCUAGGAGAAGUAACGAGGCUACCACGCCUCCAAUCUGA
Molecule: messenger RNA, 918 nt
Organism: Emys orbicularis (European pond turtle)
Lineage: Eukaryota; Metazoa; Chordata; Testudines; Emydidae
Product: homeobox protein Hox-A1-like
Exons: 2
Coding region: 1-918 (305 amino acids)
Biological process (GO): regulation of transcription by RNA polymerase II
Cellular component (GO): nucleus
Molecular function (GO): DNA-binding transcription factor activity, RNA polymerase II-specific; RNA polymerase II cis-regulatory region sequence-specific DNA binding
Source: RefSeq, a predicted model, not a curated record